GUGGUCAUGAAGAUGGACGAGACCUUGGCAAGGUGCGCAACAAUGGGCCCUGGACACAAGCAGCUGUCAAGCGGCUGUUCCUCGUUGCCCCACAGUGUCCAGAGGAUGUCGUGUGGCCCGCCAUUGCAGACCGCGUGGUGGCACUCACAAAGCAGGUGCGUGACGAGUUUUCAUUGGAUCCGAGCAGGAUCUACAUUACUGGUCUCAGCAUGGGUGGCUUUGGCGCCUUUGCCGCGGCAGCGGCCGCGCCCGAUCUCUUUGCGGCACUGAUAGCAGUUUGUGGAGGCUUUACCAAGCCCUUGCCGUUGGACACGAGUCUGAACUCUCUGUUACAACUUGCCAAAGUUGCUCCGAAAAAGGAGGAUGUCAGCAACAUCAGUGAGCUCCCUGUUUGGCUUUUCCACGGGAUGAAGGAUCGCACAGUGGAUCCCGAUGGUUCCAUGUUGUUGUGGCAGGCGCUGGGCGGCAAGGUCCGCAGCAAAGCGAAGCUGAGAAUCACAACCUACGAGGCUUUGGGCCAUCAGAUUUGGUCAUCUGCGUACAAGACCUCCGACCUCUUUUCGUGGUUGCUGCGGCAAAAGAAGCCGAAGCCGAACCUCGCAGGCGACGAAUCAGCACCAGGAGCACAGGUGACGCCUGCAAAGGCCAAGAGAAAGGCUCCCUCUUCGAGGGCAGGUCUCCGAGCAGCGCUGCGCCGACGCUUGGCCCCGGAGGCAGAGCCCUCAGCUGCUGACCGUCUGCAGGUGGUUUCGGCAAUUGCUGAUGAUGAGAUCGACGAAUGGGAUUCAGACAAGGAUGCAGACGUGCAUCCGGAUGAUGAUGCUGCGUCGGGCAGCUGGGCCUUCAACGACACUGAGUGA
Symbiodinium pilosum is the source of this 860-nucleotide messenger RNA. The record is from the annotation of a GenBank genome assembly. Lineage: Eukaryota; Dinophyceae; Suessiales; Symbiodiniaceae.